This is a messenger RNA of Toxoplasma gondii ME49, 2853 nucleotides long. Its product is annotated as DEAD/DEAH box helicase domain-containing protein. Bases 1 to 2853 code for a protein of 950 amino acids. NCBI's taxonomy places the organism in Eukaryota, Apicomplexa, Conoidasida, Eucoccidiorida, Sarcocystidae. The record is from RefSeq and is a predicted model, not a curated record. Gene Ontology annotation, molecular function: nucleic acid binding; ATP binding. The transcript has 12 exons. Gene Ontology annotation, cellular component: nucleolus.
AUGAGCAUCUCUCGGCAAGGCACAUCUAAAAAGUUGCUUUAUUCUUCCCUUCUUUUCUUCUUCCGCUGUCUGACAUCUUCUGUCCUUUUCUUGACUCUCUCCUCUCCCUCCUACCAGGUCUUUCCUCCUUUCCUUUCUUCGUUCCUUUCCUCCCACUUGGUUGUUCUACCUCUCUUCGCUCCCGAGAUGGCGCGUCAGCCGGCUGCUUCGACAGAGGAGCUUUCUCCUUCUUCAGCUGUCGAGAAGGAACGGAGGCGCAAGUCAGGGACGAAGAGCGUCUCCCAGGCGGUACGCGCGAUGUCCGAGAGUGUGGAGACACAGAGCAGUCAGGCGAAAGGCGAAUCUCUGCAUGCAGCGGCUUCUGGAGACAGUGGGAAGAGAAAGAAGGCGAGGAGGGAAGGCGAGGGGCCUGCGGCGGUGAAGGCGAAAAAACGAAGGGGCACAGGAGAAGCGGGAGAAGCGAAACAGGAGCGUGGAUCUGGCGAAGAACAGAGAGAAAACGACGAGUCCUCUACCGCAACAGACAGUGAAGAAGCUGUGCAGGCGAACAGCAGCGGAGCGACUAAGGCCCAGGAAACUCGAGAGAGUCCGGCAGCUGGCACAGAAGAGUCCAGCGACCUCACGGGCGCGUACGCCGUCUCCCCCGCCGAUGCCUCUCCGAUGUCUGCCGUCUCUGCUUCUUCGUCCUCGGUCGUCAAAGUCAUUCGAAAGAAAGGCGAAGGAGGGAUCCUUGACACUUCGCAAACCUUUGAAGAAUUUGGUUCGCUGUACCUCGACAGACGCCUAGCCCGCGUGGCUGUCCAGCACAUGCAGCUGCAGCAUCCUACACACGUUCAAGCUCAGGUUAUUCCGCUGGCGCUGCAGGGAAAAGAUUUGCUUGCGCAGGCGAGGACAGGAAGUGGAAAGACGCUCGCCUACGCCCUGCCUCUUCUGCAACGCCUGCUAGAGAGACGCGAAGAAGAAAGAGCGACCCAGCCAAGACCUGAGGGGCUCGAGGCUCUCGUCCUCGUCCCCAGCAAAGAAUUGUGCCUCCAGAUCCACGAGGUCUUUGUUUCGCUCUUGAAGUACUGCCGGGACUUGAUUUCUGUCAACCAUACUGCGUUCGCAUCUUCGUCUUCGCUUGUUCCAUUUCUGCCUCCCUCCGUCCUCAUCGGGACCCCAGCAGGAGUCGUUUCGUACAUGGGCAAGUUGGAUGGCAGUGCCUCAGUCAAGUCUUUGCUGCAGAGAAAUCUCAAAGUUCUAGUGGCAGACGAAGCAGACCUUCUUCUCUCUUUCGGCUUCGAAAACGAAAUGAACAGACUCCUCGCCUGCCUCCCAGCAACUGCAGAGAGACACUACCAAGCUCUUCUUCUCUCGGCUACUCUCAACGAAGAGGUUGCAAAGCUGCAGCAGAUGCUGCUUCACAAGGCAGUGAUGGUGGAGAUCGACGAUACUCUUCAGCAAGCGUCAUCUCAGCUCUCUGAGUUUUAUCUCUCUCUGCCGAAAGCUGGAGACAAGUGGGUGGUUCUCUACGCCUUUCUAAAACUGAAUCUGGUCCCGCGAAAGUGCCUCAUCUUCACAUCUGGGGUCUCAAGCGCAUACGGCGUACGCAUUUUCCUCGAGCGCUUCGGCAUUGGCUGCGGCGUUUUAAGUCCGACUCUUUCCAUUGAGUCUCGCCAGUCUCUCAUUCAGGCGUUCAAUAAGGGUCUUCUCGAAAUUCUCAUCACAACCGACGGCGCCUGGGAUGAAGAAGCAGAAGAGAACGAAGACGAAGAAGAGACAGAUACAGCCGAUGAGGACGACAUAGAGGACGAAGGUGACGAAGGUGAAGUCGAUGACGAAGAUGAUGAAAACGGGGAUGCACACAUGAGUUCUGAGGAGGAGGAGGACUCGGAUGAGGAGGAGGCAGGCGCAGAGGCGGCGGCGGAGGCCCUCAAGAAAGAUGCAAGUGAAGACGACAAGGUUCCGAAGAAGAAGAAGACUCCAAAGCGAAUGCCGGAUGACGAGUUCGGUAGCCAUCGAGGACUGGAUCUCCAGAGCGUUGCAUGCGUUCUCAGCUUUGACAUGCCACGCAGUAUCCGGGGAUACAUCCACCGAAUUGGGAGAGCAGGACGUGGAGGGGCGCCAGGCAUCUCUGUCUGCCUCGUGAGCCAGGCUGCAGCGCGGGAGGUUCUUCUGCUUCACAAGCUUGUUCAGCUCAGACGCGAGAACAACGAUGCUGGAAGCACAGCCCUGAAGCCUCUGUCUCUUCGUCUGCAAGACGUGGAGUGCUUCCGAUAUCGUGUGGAAGACGUUUGCCGGGGGGUGACAAAGCGAGUUAUAGCAGCGCUCGUGGCGAAGGAGUUGCAGCAGGAAGUUCUGCGGUCCCGAAAAAUGAGAGAUUUCUUCAAACGAAAUCCCCGAGACGAAGAAGUCUUGCGCGCUGCCUGCAAGCAGCUGAAGGACCGCGCUCUGGCGGGUCGUGGCCAUCUGCAGCACCUGCCGUCGUAUCUCCUUGCUCAAACUCCUCCAGCACAAAAAACAGCAGUGCAAUUGGCGGUGGAAGCACAGACGGCGCGAGGCCCUAAGGCGACUCAAGAGAAACUCGGCGUGAAGCGGCGAACACUUGUCGACCCUCUAAAGAGCUUCCGGGCAGGCAGCAGCGACAUGCGGCGCGGCAGACCCGGGCGAGGGCCUCGCGCUCAACGCGGUCGUCGGCCGAUCAGCCGAGAGAGCCAGCUAGCGAGGGAGCCGAACCACGCGGAGACCGCUCCCGAGCACUUGCCUGCGCUCUCUGGAAGGAAACUGUGGAAGCUAAAACACAACAAGAACUUGUCGAAAAAUCAGCCAAAGGGCAACUUCCUGAGAGUGAAGAAGGGAAAGAAGCGGCACUGA